This is a messenger RNA of Anastrepha obliqua, 556 nucleotides long. RefSeq names its product metallothionein-4-like. The transcript has 2 exons. NCBI's taxonomy places the organism in Eukaryota, Metazoa, Arthropoda, Insecta, Diptera, Tephritidae. Gene Ontology annotation, molecular function: metal ion binding. The coding region runs from base 289 to 417 and encodes 42 amino acids. The record is from RefSeq and is a predicted model, not a curated record.
AAACAGCGACGCGGCUGGCUCAUAACGAAGUAUUUUGCUGCAAAAAGUGCAACAAAUUUGCACACUGCACGCACAUUGCACGCUAGUACUCAAUAUACAUACUUGUACGCGAUUGCUUACUCAUACGAGUAGAUACGUGUGCUUAUUUGUGGGAGAAGCGCGAGAGCAAAAAUUAGUCGGGUAUAAAAGCGUUAAUCGAUUGCAGUGAGAAGUAUAGUCGAGUGAAAGAAGUGCACUUUUGCAAGAUAAUUCUAAAUAAAAGUAGUUAGAAAUAUAUUCAACAUAAAAAUGGGUUGUCCAGCGUGUUGUAAAGACUGCAAAUGUGCUGCAGACAAGUGCGGUGAUGGCUGCCCCUGCGAUCAGCAAUGCAAAUGCAAGUGCAAGACCGGCGGCAAAGAUGACUGUUGCAAGAAGUAAAUUUGAUGAACAUACGAAGAAUUAGAAAUUCAAAUAUGUUGCAAAAUAUACCAACAAAUAAUGCAAAAGCGAACGAUUGCAAACUGAAUAAAACAAAAUUUAAAAACAUAAAAAAAUAGAAAAUUCUUUCUUGUAAGCU